Cornus florida is the source of this 2378-nucleotide messenger RNA. RefSeq lists its product as uncharacterized. The coding region runs from base 604 to 2118 and encodes 504 amino acids. Gene Ontology annotation, molecular function: protein binding. NCBI's taxonomy places the organism in Eukaryota, Viridiplantae, Streptophyta, Magnoliopsida, Cornales, Cornaceae. The transcript has 7 exons. The record is from RefSeq and is a predicted model, not a curated record.
UCAACCCAAUUUUAAAACAAGUAAAAUUUAACAUUAUAUGGUAGCGAAAUUCACUAUUAUUAGUGAUGACCUUAAUUAGGUAGAUAGAAUCACAAAAUAUGUGGCUGGACAAGAUUUUGAUCUUAAAGAUAGUUUAGAGGUCUAACGUACUUUUACUGAAUUCAUUUGAAUAUUAUUGGUAUAAUUGACGGAAUAAUGUUUGAAAAUAUCUAAAGUAGGUGAAAUAAAUAAUGAAGUGAGACCAGUCCUACUAAUUUAAAACUCAGGUGUGAAAAAACAACAUAUUUUUACAGGUUGUCAUUAAUUAUGAAAACCAUUCUUGUAUAUAUAUAUAUAUAUCCUCACACACACACAUUUAUAAUCUCAGCAUACGAUUCUCUGCUUUUUCACCUUCUUUUAUCGGUUGUCUCUAUCUUUCCUCUCACCAUCUCACGCUCGCUCAAAAACCCAACGGCCUUUUAAAGAAAACCCCAAAACCCAUAAAACCACUUUCUCACUAAUCCUCCUUUCAAAUAUUCCCAAACCUUUGCGUCUACCAUAUGAACUAGGGUUUCAUAUACAAUGAAGAGCUGAAUCUUGACUCCUUAGCUUUUCUCGUAGAAAAUGGGCGUCAUGGGUAAGAAUGUGUUUGUGUUUCUUCUCGCCUUUGCGGUUCUCUUCGCUGGGUUUCCAUCAUCUUCAGCUUCUUACCCUGCAAAAUUUGUUAAUGGGUUUCUCUCAAAUACUUUCUCUGUUCUGAUGAAAUGGGUGUGGUCACUCAAAGCUACAACCAAAACAGCAAUUACUGGCCGUCCGAUGAUGAAGUUUGAGAGUGGGUACGCUGUUGAGACAGUGUUUGAUGGAAGUAAGCUUGGGAUUGAACCCUUUUCUGUUGAGAUCUUGUCCAGUGGGGAGCUUCUGGUUCUGGACUCUGCUAACAGUAACCUCUACAAGAUCUCUUCCUCUUUAUCUCAAUACACUAGACCGAAGCUGGUUGCUGGAUCUGCCGAUGGAUACGCUGGAUAUGUAGACGGGAAAGUCAGAGAGGCAAGGAUGAACCAUCCAAAGGGGCUUACAGUAGAUGAUAAAGGAAACAUUUACAUCGCAGACACCAUGAAUAUGGCAAUCCGGAAGAUAAGUGAUGCAGGGGUUACAACAAUUGCAGGAGGCAAAUGGGGCCGUGGAGGGGCCCAUGUAGACGGACCGAGUGAGGAUGCAAAAUUUUCAAAUGAUUUUGAUGUGGUAUACAUUGGAAGCAGUUGUUCCCUUCUUGUCAUAGACAGAGGAAGCCAGGCAAUCCGGGAGAUCCAACUCCAUUUCGAUGACUGUGCUUAUCAAUACGGAAGUGGUUUCCCUCUUGACAUCAAUGCAGGAAUUGCAGUUCUUGUAGCAGCUGGCUUCUUUGGUUACAUGAUGGCAUUGCUGCAACGCAGGGUCGGUACCAUUGUGUCUUCUCAAAAUGACCAGAGACCAAUGACAACAAGCAUACCACCAAUUCAUUAUCAGAAGCCUCUGAAAUCAUCAGUGAGGCCACCAUUAAUCCCUACUGAAGAUGACCAGGAAAAGCAAGAAGAAGGCUUCUUUGUAUCUCUUGGGAAGCUUCUUGUUAACACUGGGGGAUCAGUAGCAGAACUUUUCGGAGGAAUAUUUCCAGGGUUAAGGAAAAAGCCACCGAACUAUGAAUAUCAGCUUCAACAGCAAUACCAGCAACCGCAGAGAUAUUCGAAUGCUUGGCCAGUGCAAGAGAGCUUUGUGAUACCAGAUGAAGACGAGCCCCCCUCCAUUGAGACAAGGACCCCUACCCCAAGGAAAACUUACCCAUUCAUGUCCAAGGAUGCUGAGAAAAUGCAACAGCUCAGGCAAAGCCGUGCUUUCUAUAGUGGGUGGGAUGGAAGCUCUCAGCCGCAACAGCAAACGCAGAAAGAGCAGCAUCAACAUCAGCAUUAUUCAUCCACCCCGGAAACUUACUAUGAGCAAAGUUGCGAGAAAACCAAUGAGAUUGUGUUUGGGGCAGUUCAGGAGCAGGACAAGCGGCGUGAAACUGUGAUAAUCAAGCCUUUGGAUCAUGGGAAUCCAGUUUAUGAUCGUCAUAAUAUUCGAGUCCGGACCAACUCUAUGAGUUAUACUCGGGGGCAUUGAUCAUAUAUAUAUAUAUAUAUAUAUAUAUAUAUAUAUAUACAUAAAAGAGAAACCUUAUUCUGUCUUGAUAUUCUCCUUUAAAAUUUAUUUAGAAAAUAUUACAGCUUGUAAGAAAAUAUUAGUUUCAAGUAGGGAGUGUUUGUGGAGAGCAGCUUUGUUACUUUGUAUUGUUUACUCCCUUGCUGGCAAAAACAUUGUAGUCUUAAAGGAAAGUUGCAGUAAUAUAAAACUGGAUCUAUAAUUGGUGGGAUGUUCUUCUA